Molecule: messenger RNA, 1790 nt
Organism: Maniola jurtina (meadow brown)
Lineage: Eukaryota; Metazoa; Arthropoda; Insecta; Lepidoptera; Nymphalidae
Gene: CREG
Product: protein CREG1
Exons: 7
Coding region: 199-915 (238 amino acids)
Source: RefSeq, a predicted model, not a curated record
GAAGCUGACAGUGACAACGGCAUUAUGAAAAUUGAAAAAUAUUCCCCAUUCGAAAAAUUUAAUAAUUCCGCGUCAUUUAGUAAUUUGGCGCGCUCGCGCACUUCCAUUAGUGAAAUCGGGAGCGCGUUUUGUUGUUAUUUCCCUUUCCUGUGAUUUUAUUGUGAUAAUUUUUUCUAAACUAGUAAAAAUAUCGAAAACAUGUGGAGAUUAUUGUUUUUAUCCUUGACACUUAUGUACAUUGGUGAAUGUUCGCCGUCAUACCACGACAAGCUUCAAACAAGAUGGAUGGGAACCACUAAUGAUAUAGUAACGCAUAAACCCCAUCACAAAGUGCGCGGCCCACCUGAUCACAACAAACUGGUCGCAAUGGCGAGAUACGUUUUACACAACUGUGAUUGGGCAUCAAUAGCAACAAUAUCGAUUCUACCAGCUAUUGAAGGAUUUCCCUUUUCUAACGUGAAGUCGGUUGUGGACGGCUCCAUGGCGAACUCCACAGGGAUUCCGUACUUUUACAUGUCGCCCUUGGACUUCACCGCACGAGAUUUAUCGAAAAAUAGUCGCGCCACAAUUUUAGUAUCACUCGAAGAAACGAGGUAUUGUGAAAACCAAAAAUAUGACCCCGAAGACCCAAGAUGCACAAGACUUAUGCUGUCAGGAAAGAUGAAAAAGAUCAAAGAGGGCACCCCGGAGUACUUGUUCUCAAAGGCGGCGUUGUUUGAAAGACAUCCGGCUAUGGCCAACUUCCCACCAGACCACGACUGGUUCAUCGCAAAGAUGAAGAUCGCUCAGAUAGCGAUGGUGGAUUGGUUUGGCGGCGCCAAGUACGUGCCCGUCCGGGACUACCUCGCGUACAACUACACCGGCGCUGAGAUGUUGGACUACCACAACCGACGCGUCAAGCUAGACAAAGCCUAAAUUCCUCAGACCGACUGACAUAGUGCCGUGGAGAUGGCACCUUAGGGUCACCUAGGGCGCCAUCUCUACGGGUGAGAAUAUCGCGGCGAUAGCUACCAAAUUCUAUACUUUAACUCCUAUAAGGGCUAAUCUCCACGACGAGUAACUUUUGAGGAGUAUAACGUUACGGACUCGCCGCGUCUCGUGGCGAUACUAUUGUCUUGUCUUGCGAUGACUCCGACGAGUCUUACGGCGAUACCGCCACGUCACGCCACAGUUGACAGGCGCAAGAGGUGUUGCGGUCAUGUCACGCGGCGAUCCGUCUCGUGGCGUUUCGUUGCGGUCUCGUGGCGUUUCGUUGCGAGUCGCGACGACACGCUGCGGAAUUAUCGUUGUACGUGGAGAUUAUCCGACGAUAGUAGGAUAGUCUCAUUGCGAUUCUCUCAUCCGUGGAGAUGGCACCUAACACUAUAUAGCCGUCAGGUUUACCGGCAAGUUUGCAACGGACUUGAAGCGUCCUGUCAACUGAAACACCAACCAUACACCGCACCGUCAAGUUUACUGGGCGCCCGUUUCAAGUACGCCGUCCUCAAUUUUUUUUUUUUUUUAAUUAUUUUUUGUACCAGAAAGUUGUUACUGAAUAGCUGUUGAUAUUUUAGGUUUAACUAGUUUAAAGAUUGUACGGAUGGGGCUGGCAUAUAGGUCACCUAUAAAAUAUAAUAUAUCACCAUAUAAAUAUAUUAGUAUUUAAAAAAAGUACACCGUCAAGUUUACUGGGCGCCGCUUCAAGUCCGCUGCUAACUUGAUCAUGUAUGACUAGCGUAAGGUGACACAUGUUAUUUUUGUACAAAAGAUGCUUGUAUAUUUUUUUUUGUAAUAAACUUGGAAAAGUAUAA